This is a messenger RNA of Porites evermanni, 2426 nucleotides long. NCBI's taxonomy places the organism in Eukaryota, Metazoa, Cnidaria, Anthozoa, Scleractinia, Poritidae. The record is from the annotation of a GenBank genome assembly.
UCAACAGGCGAAGAUUGUAUUGCAAAGCUCCGUGAUAUCAUAGAAAAUGAUCUCCAAUUGCAAUCAAACAUCGAGAACGCCCACAGGAUCGGGCCCUUCAAGGAUGAUGGCACUCCCAGACCAAUUUUGGCUAAGUUUUUGUAUCGUCCGGAACGGUUUAGAGUUAUUAAAAAGAAGAGGGAUCUACGUGAUGGUGUGCGCGUUUCGGAUGAUUUGAUAUGGGAAGACCGUCAAAAGAAGAAACAAUUGAGAUCUGUUAUGAAAGAAGCAUUUGAAGCUGAGAAAAGACCUUGAUUUCAUCAUGGCAAGCUUUAUAUCGACGGUGAGCUACAUCAGGCUUGAGAUGUUUGAACAGUAUACACUUUUGUUUAUGUGUAAGUCCCAUCUUAAAUGUCUACAUAGCUUUAUAAUUAUCAUUUAUCUUAAAUUGUUUACUUUUAAAUUUCGUCAAGCUAAAACUUUAUGCAAAUGACCCAAGAGUCCUCUGACCCUGAUUUAAAUUUACAAUUGCUAAAUGAUCAUGGGAUUUACACAGUUGAAGAAAUUAACGAGUUGUCUCGUACUGUCAAACCUCAAUACUCUGUUAUUCACUUAAAUACAAGAAGUUUAAAACAACAUUUCGAACAAAUGUGCAAUCUUCUGGAUUCGAUUUCAUGUAAGUUUGAUUUUAUCGGUUGCUCCGAGACAUGGUUCACCUCUGAAACUGAUUAUACACGUUUUCAAAUCCCAGGUUACACUUUACUCAAUGAAAAUCGCACCUUUUCGACAGGCGGCGGUGUUGCUUUGUAUGUCAGAUCAGGCUAUUCUUUCUCAAUUAGAAAUGACCUCAAAAUAGACUCAAUUGAAAACCUAUGGAUAGAAACUAAUGAUAUGAUUGUGGGUGUCAUUUAUAAACCCCCAAAUUUUUCAAACCCAGAAUUUUUAGACAAACUUGAAAGAACUCUACACAAUGUUUUUCUCUCUAAGAAAAAAUGCAUUUUAAUGGGUGAUACUAAUAUAAAUACUCUUACAAAAACAAGUGUCUCUAAGGAAUAUAUUAAUUUAAUACAAUCAGAAGGAUUCAGUCAGCUGAUCUUUGAAGCAACACAUAUUACUGAAAAUUCACAAAGCUGCAUUGAUCAUAUCUUUACAAAUAUUUCGACUUCCUGCUCAAGUGGCAGCCUCGCAGUUGAGAUUGCGGAUCAUCUACCAGUCUUUACUAUUUUGUAUGACCCGAAAUUUAGUCCUUUUCCUGAUUAUUUCGAAUUCAGAGACUUUCGGAGUUUUGAAGAUGAAAAUUUCAAAUUAGAUCUACGAAGAGAGAGCUGGGAUUCUAUUUACAAAUGCAAUGAAGUAAAUGAAGUUAUACCAGGUUCCUACAUAUUUUCAAUAAAGUAUGUAGUAAUUAUCGACCUAUCUCAGUUCUCUCCUCUACAAGUAAAAUAUUUGAGAGAUGUAUUUUUAAUCAGCUGAUGUUCUAUUUUACGAAUAACAAUAUGAUUUCCCCAAAACAAUAUGGAUUUAGACCAGGUUUUACAACCUCUGAUUAUCUGAUUGACCUUAUUGAAGAAAUAACCUCCUCUCUUGAUAAGGGACUUUAUGUGGUUUCUUUAUUCUUAGAUUUAAGUAAAGCAUUCGAUACAGUAAACCAUCAAAUAUUACUAAAUAAACUUAAGUACUACGGAUUACAACAAAGUGAAUACAACUGGUUUCAAUCCUACUUAAAUAAUAGGAAACAGCAGGUGCAUGCAAAUGGUGUUGCUUCCAAUACACGUUUUAUCUCCACUGGUGUGCCUCAAGGAUCGAUACUAGGACCUUUGCUGUUUAUUAUUUUCAUUAAUGACCUUCCAAAGUCUUCCACCUUUUUUUCUACCAGAUUAUAUGCAGACGAUACAUCUCUAACAGCUUCUGGAAGUGAUCUUGACAGUUUAUUGCGUGAAAUUAACAAUCAUUUACCAGCUGUCUACGAAUGGUUAUGCAGUAAUAAAUUGACCUUAAAUUUGACAAAAACUAAGUUUCUUAUCUUUAUGCCUCGUCAAAAGGAAAGCUACAAUCUUUAUCCACCACUAACCGUAGCAAAUGUUCAUCUAGAGAAGUCCUUUUAUGUAAAAUAUCUUGGUGUGUAUAUUGAUUGUCACCUUACUUGGCAUGACCAUAUUGAUUACAUAUGUGGCAAAAUUAGCAAAAAUAUAAAUAUAAUGGUUAAGUUGAAGCAUUAUGUAUCAAAAGCAACACUUACUAGUGUGUAUUAUUCUCUUAUUUAUCCUUACCUUACUUAUGCUUGUACACUUUGGGGAAAUAAUUAUAACGCUCCAUUGUCUCAAAUCGUAAAGUUACAAAACAAAGCGGUUCGUGUUAUAAAUGAUGUUCCUUUAAUGGAAUCAAUAACUCCACACUACACAUCCUUAGGCCUUCUGAAAUUUCCUGAUAUUGUUAAACUGAACACA